Molecule: messenger RNA, 801 nt
Organism: Aspergillus nomiae NRRL 13137
Lineage: Eukaryota; Fungi; Ascomycota; Eurotiomycetes; Eurotiales; Aspergillaceae
Product: C2H2-type zinc finger protein
Exons: 1
Coding region: 1-801 (266 amino acids)
Source: RefSeq, a predicted model, not a curated record
AUGGCUAGCUGCAAGGCAGGCUUCGUGUCCAUAUUAAACAAUGAUGACAAUCCAUCAUUCACAGUACGAUCAAGCCCCCGCCUGUCCAGGCACCACUCUACUUCAUCAUACCCUUAUCCGUCAGAGCCACGGCGAGAGGCAUCAAACUCAUACCAUCGCUAUGGGUACGCACAUUCAGACUCCUUCCCGGUGAACCGGCAACAGUUCGAUCCCGUAUCGGAAGCCGCGCAGCCUGCGUCCCCCGGAUCGUCUGACUGCUCUUAUGACUACAUGAGCACCGGAUCCGGUUAUUAUUAUCAGCCUAGUCGUCAGGAACUCAAUGUUUACCAAGCGCCGACAGCGGGAACCGCAACGACAACUGCUGAGAAAAGGCUCAGCGCCAACAGCGUGUCUGACCCUCCCUCUCCACCAGCAUCGAUCAGUGGAUCUAGAGAUGCAAUGGCAACCAAAGUAAACCGCAAGAACAAAUAUCCAUGCCCAUUUGCUGCUAGUCACAACUGUUCCGCUACCUUCACGACAUCAGGACAUGCGGCACGCCAUGGAAAGAAGCACACGGGCGAAAAAAGUGUACACUGCCCGAUUUGCAACAAGGCUUUCACCCGAAAGGACAAUAUGAAGCAGCACAUUCGAACCCAUCGGACACACUCUGAAGAUCGGCCAACGGGUGUGACGGAGAAGGACACUGAUGCAAGUAACCGGUGGCGCGUCAGGAGGGACAGCCCCUUGUACAACCACCACCGAUCCUCGAGCCAGACCCAAAUGGAUGGAAAUGCCUACGACAGCAUGACAACUAUGAGAUGA